Messenger RNA from Pieris macdunnoughi, 3633 nucleotides. Lineage: Eukaryota; Metazoa; Arthropoda; Insecta; Lepidoptera; Pieridae. The record is from the annotation of a GenBank genome assembly.
AUGACACCUGAUGACACUCAACCUAUAGUUCAAUAUGGAUCAAUUGAAAGAAGAGAUUUCUUCUUUGAGCAUGAUAAACAAAGGUUAAAUGUAGAUCCUGAUUUUGAACAGUUAGUAUAUGGCUACAGAACAACAAGAUGGAGGACUUUUGUAACAUAUCUUUUCUCAAUUCUAACUUGUGGUAUACCAUUUUUGGUAUUUCAUUGGGUACCCAGAUUGAAGCUAUAUGCAACAUCUGUUUGCAGCAACUUCCAGGAGGCUGAUCAAGUUUUAGUUAUUGAAACAUACCAAAAGAAAUGUAAAAGUCAUUACAUUCACAGAAUAUUAAUAAAAAAUAUAAAUGACCCUAGUGGGACAUUGAAUUCAGGAUUCGAAGAGGAAUAUGAAAGUGAGAAAAGUCCUAUUGAGAUUGAAGACACAUUACAUACACCUAUACAUUUAGAUGAUGGGAGUACAAUGAAUGUCCAACAAUACAACUACUUUAAUCACAAAAAGCAGUGUCUAAUAUGGGAGCCAAUACGAGCACAGUGGAUUAGGUUAGCUGGUCUGGAACGAGGUACUACUUGUUCCCAAAUUCAUGCCAUGGCAUCGAGACCACCUUGCUCUGAACGUAGACUACGAAUGUUGAACACCUAUGGGCUUAAUGAAAUCAAAGUUCCCGUACAAUCAAUUCUGACUCUCAUCCUCCUGGAAGUGUUCAAUCCGUUCUAUGUCUUUCAAUUAUUCACGAUUGCCGUCUGGUUGGCUGAACCAUACUACUACUACUGCCUUGCUAUAGUGCUAAUGUCAACUUUUGGUGUUGCCACUUCUGUUAUACAGACUAAAAAGAAUCAACAAAGCCUCCGUGCCACAGUAGAAGCUCACGAUACAGUAGAAUUGUGGGGCGGGCGUCGCGUGGACAGUAAGGCUUUAGUACCAGGAGAUGUGGUAAUAUUGUCGGCACACGGCUGUAUGUUGCACUGCGACUUGGCUUUGCUUACCGGGUCUGCUAUAGUCAAUGAGAGCAUGUUAACUGGUGAAUCCGUCCCUGUAACUAAAACAGCUUUACAACACUUAGACAAAGAGUUUGAUGUCAAAGAGCACAGUUCCAGCCUUCUAUUUUGUGGGACUAAAGUUGAGCAGACGCGGUAUUAUAACAAUGAACCCGUUAAAGCCCUGGUCCUUCGAACCGGAUACAAUACAAGUAAGGGUCAGCUAGUUCGCAGUAUUUUAUACCCUGUACCAGCUGACUUCAAAUUUGACCGAGAUUCUUACAAGUUUAUAUUUAUUUUGGCCUGCAUUGCUGUUUUGGGACUCGCUUAUACCGUUGGGUUGAAGGCUUACAGGUCGCUAACAAUCCGCGACAUAGUGAUAAAGGCGCUUGAUAUUAUAACAAUAGUUGUACCCCCGGCGUUACCUGCUGCAAUGACUGUAGGCAGAUUAUAUGCAGUGUCAAGAUUGAAACGCGCGCGUAUAUCGUGCCUUAAUACAAGGGCUGUCAACGUCAGUGGAUCGUUGGAUUGUAUUUGUUUUGAUAAGACAGGAACACUAACAGAAGAAGGCCUAGAUAUGUGGGGGGUGGUAGCUGUGAGUUCAGCGACGUCCCCCCCACUUUUGGGAAGGGCACAAAGGGAGCCCAAAAAAUUAAACGAUAUACACGAAUUAAAGAUUGGUAUGGCCUCCUGCCAUAGCUUGACGUUGUUGCAUGGCGAGCUGGCUGGAGAUCCCUUGGAUCUGAAGAUGUUCGAAUCAACCGGUUGGUUACUAGAAGAGCCAGAUGUACCAGAGCUGUCUAACUAUGAAGUUUUGACACCCACUAUUGUCAAACCGAAAGGUUCUGCAAAUAUCAAUGUUGACGAUUUACACAUGCCUCUAGAAGUGGGUAUAGUACAACAAUAUCAGUUUGUAUCGUCCCUACAACGGUCUUCAGUAGUGGUUCGACUCCUGGGGGAAGACGUACUUAGGGUGUAUUGCAAGGGUGCGCCAGAAAUGUUAAGAACCCUGUGUAGACCUGAGACUGUUCCAGGGAAUCUUAAUGAAGUUUUGAGUUCCUAUGCGGAGAAAGGGUAUCGGGUGAUUGCAAUGUCGACACGUUUACUUGAAGUCACUCACAAACAAUUGCAGAAAAUGGAUAGGCACGAGGUAGAAUGUGAGUUAGAGUUCCUAGGUCUAGUCAUAAUGGAGAAUCGUCUCAAACCGGCAACGACGGGUAUAAUACGAGAACUCAAAGACGCCAAUAUUCAUGUUGUCAUGAUCACAGGUGAUAAUAUCCACACAGCAGUAAGCGUAGCAAAGGAAUGUGGUAUACUUGAGAGUGCGGAACGAGUCGUCCAUCUCACUGUACAUCAGUCGGGCGGACAACCAGCUUUAUACUGCCAGAGUAGUUUGCAAGGGGUCCCAAUGGGAGCUUUGAUCCCAUUUGAAGGCUCGUACAAAAUGGAUGAUAGCGGGGUGGGAUCUUGGGGAGAAAGUAGUAGGAGUGGGAGAAGGAAGAGAAGAGAUGUAGAAGAACCACAAGGUGUCAGCUACAAGUUGGUGAUGACCGGAGAUGCUUGGAGGACCCUCCGCGCUCUUCACCCGGAAAGCGUUGGUCCAGUGGUGGAACGAGGUGCAGUAUUUGCCCGCAUGUCUCCCGAACAGAAACAGCAGUUAAUCACAGACUAUCAAGCCUUAGGAUAUUACGUUGGCAUGUGCGGAGAUGGAGCAAACGAUUGUGGCGCCCUCCGCGCUGCGCAUACUGGCAUUUCCCUAUCUGAACUAGAAUCCAGUGUCGCUGCACCCUUUACUUCCCAACAUCCAGACAUUGUCUGCGUUUCCAGGGUUUUACGCGAAGGACGAGCAGCCCUAACCACAAGCUUCGGCGUUUUCAAAUUCAUGAUCGCAUACUCCCUUACAGAGUUCCUCUCGGUGGCCUUUCUCUACUAUUUCGACGCGAAUCUUACAGAUUUCCAGUUUCUAUACAUAGAUGUCGCUCUAAUCGUGAACUUUGCUUUCUUCUUCGGCAUGACAGAAGCGUACACGGGCAAACUUAGUAAGUUGCCACCUCUAACGUCCCUAUUGGGAAUAGUUCCGUUGGUCAGCUUGAUUGGCCAAAUGUUAUUGAUUAUGGUAGCACAAUAUUUGAGUUAUUUGACGUUAACGUACUUCCCCUGGUACGUGAGGCAUACGUACGAAGGGGAAGAGGCGAACAAGUGUUGGGAGAAUUAUGCGGUUUUCACGAUAUCAAUGUUUCAGUAUAUAAUUCUAGCGAUUGUAUUCAGUCACGGAGCGCCGUAUAGGCGAUCGGUGGUAACUAAUAAACUGUUAAUGAUUAGCAUUCUUUUAAUGACAAGUAUAGGCAUUUAUAUAACGGUUGCGCCUGCGCAGUGGUUGUCUGACUUUUUAGAACUUCAAAUGCCUAAAGAUUUGUUAAUGGCGUAUGUUGUCUUGGCCCUUGCUGCGAUUAACCUUGUAUUAGCGUUGUUUUUUGAGCGAAUUAUAGUUCAAUACUUAAUGGAGAGGAGGCGAAUACUACCGAAGUGUAUAAAAGAAAGACAAGUGAGAAAAACGCCACAUCUAAUGAUCAAGAGGCAGUUGUCUGAAAUGGAUUAUUUAGAAGGUCAUACAUCUAUUAAUUAUGACGUAGAAGGAAUUAAUUCAGGGGAGGGUAGAUGA